Messenger RNA from Hemiscyllium ocellatum (epaulette shark), 1637 nucleotides. RefSeq names its product leucine-rich glioma-inactivated protein 1-like. The transcript has 9 exons. Lineage: Eukaryota; Metazoa; Chordata; Chondrichthyes; Orectolobiformes; Hemiscylliidae. The record is from RefSeq and is a predicted model, not a curated record. Gene Ontology annotation, molecular function: protein binding. The coding region runs from base 238 to 1629 and encodes 463 amino acids.
GAAGUGGCUGCGUCGACGGCAACCGGAGGGGCGGAAAUGGUUGCGGCGACGGAGGAGUGUGCUCGUUCAGGCUAAACUGAAGGUCAUGAGUCUUUGGAAUUUUCUUCCUCAAAAGUGGUGGAAAAAAGACAGAAUAUCUUGAAAGCGAAGAUUCUUGAUACACAAAGGGAUGAAAGAUUAAGAUGGUCGUUUGCGAAGUCUGGUUUCAGUGAAAUCCCACAAGGCAGCUUCUUACACAUGCCUUCCCUGCAGCUCCUCUUGUUCACUUCAAACUCUUUUGACACUGUUGGAGAUGAUGCCUUCCUUGGUCUUUCUCAACUCAAAUACCUGUUUGUAGAAAACAACAAAAUCCAAUCCAUCUCACGACAUGCAUUUCGAGGACUCAAGUCUCUAAUUCACCUAAGCUUGGCAAAUAACAACCUUAAGACACUUCCAAAGGAUGUAUUCAAAGGGCUGGAUGCCUUGACUAAUGUAGAUCUUAGAGGGAAUUCUUUUCAUUGUGAUUGCAAACUGAAAUGGCUAGUGGCAUGGUUAAGCAGCACAAAUGCAACGGUUGAUCAGAUUGACUGUGCCAGUCCGGCAGAGUAUCAGGAUGAUAAAAUUAAUAAUCUCUCACUGAAGGAAUUCGACUGCAUAACUACAGAAUUUGUCCUUGAUCAGUCUCUACAGUUUCAGUCCCUUUCCAUCGAAGCCUUCACUUUCAUGAAUGAUGCCCAUGUUGUUAUUGCUCAACCUAUCGUGGGGAAGUGCAGCUUUUUUGAAUGGGAUCAUGUGGAGAUGGUUUUCAGAAACUAUGACAACAUUAUUGGCAGCUCCACUGUGUUUUGCAAACCACUGAUCAUUGAUGCUCAGCUGUUUGUUAUUGUGGCCCAGCUGUUUGGUGGCUCCCAUAUCUACAAAAGGGAUAGUUUUUCCAACAAGUUGAUCAAGAUGCAAGACGUGGACAACUUCAAAAUCAGAAAACCCAAUGACAUUGAAACAUUUGAAAUAGAAGGAGAGAGGUACUUUGUGAUUGCAGACACAUCAAAGGCUGGGUCAACUACUGUGUACAAGUGGAAUGGGAAUGGCUUCUACUCCCAUCAGAGUCUACAUUCUUGGUUCAGAGACACAGAUGUGGAAUACCUUGAAAUAGCUAACAAGCCACAUUUAAUCUUGUCAAGUAGCUCCCAACGUCCUGUCAUCUUCCAGUGGAGUAAAAGCCAGAAGGAGUUUGUGUGGCGCACGGAUAUUCCAGACAUGGAAGAUGUGUAUGCAGUGAAACAUUUUGUUGUCAAUGAUGAUCUCUACAUUUGCCUGAACAGAUUCAUAGGUGACUCCAAAAUGAUGAAAUGGGAGAACUCCCGGUUUGUGGUGAAACAGUCCUUUCCUUCCCGUGGUGCCAUGGUUUUUCAACCCCUCAGAGUAAACAACUGGCAAUACGCUAUCCUUGGGAGUGAUUACUCCUUCACCCAGAUCUACCGCUGGGAAAACAAUAAAGAGAAAUUUGUAAAAUUCCAAGAACUAAACAUCCAGGCUCCGCGAUCAUUUACAUUUGUGGUGACAGACAAUCGUGAGUUCAUGUUCAGCUCAAGUUUCAAAGGAAAUACACAAAUAUACAAACAUAUCACCAUUGAUUUGAGCACAAUAUGAGAAAACAU